Molecule: messenger RNA, 2160 nt
Organism: Entamoeba dispar SAW760
Lineage: Eukaryota; Evosea; Mastigamoebida; Endamoebidae
Product: glutamate dehydrogenase, putative
Exons: 1
Coding region: 1-2160 (719 amino acids)
Biological process (GO): L-glutamate catabolic process
Cellular component (GO): mitochondrion
Molecular function (GO): L-glutamate dehydrogenase (NAD+) activity
Source: RefSeq, a predicted model, not a curated record
AUGGGAGGUUAUGAUCAAAUUGAAAAAGAUUUAGUUGAAACACGUUACCUUUCAGUCUCAAAAUGCAAUUUAUUACAAGCGUUAAGUGUUCUAGCAGAACAGUUUUUAUGUGAGAUUAAUGAAACAAUGUUCAGUGAAAGAUAUAUUCAAGAGGCUAUUUGUUUUCAUUACACUAUUAGUAAAUUGAUCUGUGAGGCUUUCUAUAAUAAAUUUAAUCCAAAAGAUGUUCGUGAAGAUAUUUAUAAUGAGAAAAUUGUUUUGGCUAAAGAAGCUAUUAAAAACAUUGAUUCAGGAAAAUACAAACAUGACAAAAGAAGAAAGACUAUACUUAGUUUUAUUGUGUCAUUAGUUGAAAGUAUAUUAAAAACUAAUUUCUUCUGCAUUGAUAAAUUAGCUAUUGGAUUCCGUUUAAGUCCUCAUUUUCUUGAUCAAAUUCCUGAAUUUGAUAGAACUACGAAAUACCCAGAAUUACCAUUUGGUAUUUUCUUCAUUUAUAAUAAAAAUUUCUUUGGAUUCCAAAUUAGAUUUAGAGACUUAGCACGAGGAGGAUUGAGAACAGUCAUUAAUAAAGAUAUGGAAACUGCAUUAUUCCAAAAGACUAAUAUGUUUGGAGAGUGUUACAAUUUAGCUUAUACCCAACAAAAAAAGAAUAAGGAUAUUCCAGAAGGAGGGUCAAAAGGAAUUAUUUUCUUACACCCAAAUAAUGUCAAAAAAGAUAUUGAAAUUAUUAAGAAGAAGUUAACUCUUGAAGGGUAUUCAGGUAAUAUUGAAGAAAUUAUAAAGAAUUAUGAAAAUAAUGCAAGAAAUGAAUAUUUGUAUUCUAUGCAAAAAUGUUUCUUAAAUACCUUUUUAACACUUAUCGUUGCUAAUAAAGAUGGAACUAUCAAAGAAAGAAAUAUCAUUGAUUAUUAUAAGCACCCAGAAUAUAUUUAUCUUGGUCCAGAUGAAAAUAUGCAUGAUUGUAUGAUUGAGUGGCUUGCCAAUGAGUCCAAAAGAAUGGAGUAUUUUGCAAAAGGUGCAUUUAUUAGUGGGAAAGAAGAAACCGGUAUUAACCAUAAAGAGUAUGGAGUAACUUCUAUUGGAGUAUUUGAAUAUGUUAAAUUAGGAUUAGAUUAUCUUAAAUUAAAUAACUACACUAUGAAAAUUACAGGUGGUCCAAAUGGUGAUGUUGCUGGUAAUUUAAUUCAUUUAGUUAAGAAAGAACAUACAGGACGAUGUAAAAUCACUUCAAUUUCAUCUUCUGUUUGUGCUAUUUUAGAUAAUCAAGGAAUUGAUAUCAAUGAAUUAGACCAAAUGUUCUUAAAAGGAAAGGCUCUUCAAUACUUUAACCCUGAUAAACUACAUGAUGAUGGUUAUAUGAUUAGAAUUGAUCAAAGAAGAACUUAUCAACCUUUUGUUGAGCAAUUUAAAAUAUAUAAUAAAAAGAAUGGUAAAGUUGAAGAAAAUUGGAUCGAAAUUAAUAAAGGAAUGAGGUUGUAUGAAACCACUGUCCAUCAGAACGUUGUUGAUGUUUUUUGUCCAUGUGGUGGUAGGCCAUAUACUUUAAAUGAGAACAAUGCUCAAAGUUUCUUCGUUAAUGAUAAACCAACUGCUAAAAUAAUUGUUGAAGGAGCCAAUUUAUAUCUUACUCCUAAAGCAAGAGAUGUUCUAGAAAAAAGUGGUGUGUUAAUAUUUAAAGAUUCAUCUGCAAACAAAUGUGGUGUUGUUUCUUCUUCAUAUGAAAUAUUAGGUGGGUUAGCACUUGACGAUGACCAGUUCAUUGCUAUUAAGAAACAGUAUGCAAAAGAAAUACUUAACCGUCUCGUUACCAUUGCUCAAGGAGAAGGAAAUUGCAUGCUUCAAGCAUAUGAUGCAAAAUACAAUUCUAGUUUAGUCAGUAUCAGUGAAGAGAUAAGUAGAAGAAUUAAUGAAUACACUGAUUGUAUUCAAGAAUUUUUAGCACCAUUGAAUUUAUUUGAUACAAGCAACAAGAAGUAUUUAAAUGUUUACAUAAAGUAUAUUCCAGAAUGUUUGAAUCUCUAUAAAGAACAAUUAAUGACCCGUAUUCCACAGAUGCAUAUGAAAGCAAUCAUUGCAACAUCUUUGGCAACUCAUUUAGUUUAUUCUAAGGGAUUAGUGUGGCACGUCUCAAUUGUUGACAUUCUCCCUAAUCUUCUUUAA